AUGAUGGCGCGCGCUUGGAAUAGGAUACGGGGCAGUCGCUCGCAGGACUACACAUACCUCCCGCUGAGCGAAAAGGAGCCGCUUUCGCCCAUCAAAUCCAGACAGCAUUGGCCAUCAAGAACGAGUCGGACUACUCUUGCAAUGCAGGUCAUGGGGAGUCUCCUCGGGAUAUAUGGCCUCAUCAGCCUUGUGGCCGCCCUGUCGCGCAACGAGACUUGCGACACCAUCGACCAUGGCUACCGCUGCAGCCCGGAAACCACACAGUUCUGGGGCCAGUACUCGCUCUGGUACUCUGUUCCUUCCGACAUCGAUGUCGCGCCCCCGAAAGGAUGUGAGGUCACCUUUGCGAACGUCCUCUCCCGGCAUGGCGGCCGCGACCCGACCUUUGGCAAAUCCAUAGCCUACGCCCUGUUGAUCGCCGAAAUUCAGAAUACCAGCACAGCCUAUCCAGACAAUUUCAAGUUCUUGAAGGACUACAAAUACACAUUGGGCGCGGAUAAGUUGACGGAUGCUGGGAGGCAAGAGAUGAUCAAUUCAGGCGCCCACUUUUACCGCCGAUAUGAGAAGUUGGUCAAGAAGAACGUGCCAUUUGUGCGCGCUGGAGGACAGGACCGCGUAGUCGAGUCGGGUGAAAAGUGGCUUGAGGGCGUCGCGCUGUCGCUGAAGAAAGAGCCUGAAAAGAUCGACGUGAUCAUUCCCGAAGGCCCAGCCUGGAAUAACACGCUCUCGCACGACAUUUGCCCUGCAUUUGAAAGCGGACCUAGUCAUGACCUCGGUGACAGAGCGCAGCAGGUAUGGGCCACACACUUUGUUCCAGCGAUCCAGGACCGCGUCAACUCGGCGCUGGGCACCAACCUUAGCGCCACGUCCAUAGUAUACUUGAUGGACAUGUGUCCCUUCGACACCCUUGCGCAUCCGACCGCCAAGAUGUCAGACUUCUGCCUUCUGUUCACUGAGAAGGAGUGGCAUAGGUAUGACUACCUCCAGACCCUGGGCAAGUUCUACGGUUACGGCAUGGGCAACCCGCUUGGUGCCACGCAGGGAGUGGGAUAUGUAAACGAGCUGCUAGCACGGCUGACCGAGAAGCCGGUCGAUGACCAUACUACCACGAAUCAGACGCUCGACUCCGACCCGGCGACGUUCCCUCUUGAUCGCAAGGUCUAUGCGGACUUCAGCCAUGACAACGACAUGAGUGGGGUCCUGGCUGCCCUUGGAUUGUACAACAACACUCAAUUACUGUCCAAUACGACUAUCCAAGAUACUAAGCAGACCCACGGCUACUCCGCAGCCUGGACGGUGCCUUUUGCGGCGAGAGUGUACGUCGAGAAGCUACAGUGCAAGCGCGACGAGGAGGAGUUCGUCCGCGUCAUUGUAAAUGAUCGUGUUCAAGCUUUGGACUUUUGCGGCGCAGACAAGUAUGGUAGAUGUAAAUUAAGCGAGUUUGUAAAGAGCCAGAGCUUCCCGAGAAGCGGUGGGCUUUGGGAUAGGUGUUAUACGUAG
This is a messenger RNA of Cucurbitaria berberidis CBS 394.84, 1500 nucleotides long. RefSeq names its product acid phosphatase. Bases 1 to 1500 code for a protein of 499 amino acids. Lineage: Eukaryota; Fungi; Ascomycota; Dothideomycetes; Pleosporales; Cucurbitariaceae. Gene Ontology annotation, molecular function: acid phosphatase activity. The record is from RefSeq and is a predicted model, not a curated record. The transcript has 2 exons.